CAGCUGAGGCGGCGGCAGCGGCGGCGGCGACGGCUCGGGCAGAGGGGCGGGAGCUGAGGCGGGAGCGGACCGGCUGGUGGGUGAGCAAGAGGCAGCGGAAUGGUGGACUACCACGCGGCGAACCAGUCGUACCAGUACGGCCCCAGCAGCGGGGGCAAUGGCGCCGGCGGCGGGGGUACCAUGGGCGACUACAUGGCCCAGGAGGACGACUGGGACCGGGACCUGCUGCUGGACCCGGCCUGGGAGAAGCAACAGCGCAAGACAUUCACAGCCUGGUGUAAUUCCCACCUGCGGAAGGCUGGCACACAGAUCGAGAACAUCGAUGAGGACUUCCGAGACGGGCUUAAGCUCAUGCUCCUCCUGGAGGUCAUUUCGGGUGAGCGGUUACCAAAGCCAGAGCGGGGCAAGAUGAGAGUUCACAAGAUCAACAAUGUGAACAAAGCACUGGACUUCAUCGCCAGCAAAGGUGUCAAGCUGGUCUCCAUCGGGGCAGAAGAGAUCGUGGACGGCAAUGCAAAGAUGACCCUGGGAAUGAUCUGGACCAUCAUCCUCAGGUUCGCCAUCCAGGACAUCUCUGUGGAAGAGACCUCUGCCAAGGAAGGGCUCCUUCUGUGGUGCCAGAGAAAGACAGCUCCAUAUAAGAAUGUCAACGUGCAGAACUUCCACAUCAGCUGGAAGGAUGGUCUUGCCUUCAAUGCCCUGAUCCACCGGCACAGACCAGAGCUGAUCGAGUAUGACAAGCUGAGAAAGGAUGACCCCGUCACCAACCUGAACAAUGCCUUUGAGGUAGCUGAGAAAUACCUAGACAUCCCUAAGAUGCUGGAUGCAGAGGACAUCGUGAACACGGCCCGGCCCGACGAGAAGGCCAUAAUGACCUAUGUGUCCAGCUUCUACCAUGCCUUUUCAGGAGCGCAGAAGGCUGAGACUGCUGCCAACCGGAUCUGCAAGGUGCUGGCUGUCAAUCAGGAGAAUGAGCACCUGAUGGAAGAUUACGAGAGGCUGGCCAGCGAUCUCCUGGAGUGGAUCCGGCGCACCAUCCCAUGGCUGGAGGACCGUGUGCCCCAAAAGACCAUCCAGGAGAUGCAGCAGAAGCUGGAAGACUUCCGAGAUUACCGGCGUGUCCACAAGCCACCCAAGGUGCAGGAGAAGUGCCAGCUAGAGAUCAACUUCAACACACUGCAGACCAAGCUGCGCCUCAGCAACAGGCCUGCCUUCAUGCCCUCCGAGGGCAAGAUGGUCUCGGACAUCAACAAUGGCUGGCAGCACCUAGAGCAGGCUGAGAAGGGCUAUGAGGAGUGGCUGCUGAACGAGAUCCGCAGGCUGGAGCGGCUUGACCACCUGGCAGAGAAGUUCCGGCAGAAGGCCUCCAUCCAUGAGGCUUGGACCGACGGGAAGGAAGCUAUGCUGAAGCAACGGGACUAUGAGACGGCCACUCUGUCAGACAUCAAAGCCCUUAUCCGCAAACAUGAGGCCUUUGAGAGCGACCUGGCCGCACACCAGGACCGCGUGGAGCAGAUUGCAGCCAUUGCCCAGGAGCUCAAUGAGCUGGAUUACUACGACUCCCACAACGUCAAUACGCGGUGCCAGAAGAUCUGCGACCAGUGGGAUGCCCUGGGCUCUCUGACCCACAGUCGUAGGGAAGCCCUAGAGAAAACAGAGAAGCAGCUGGAGACCAUUGACCAGCUGCACCUGGAGUACGCUAAGCGGGCUGCCCCCUUCAACAACUGGAUGGAGAGUGCCAUGGAGGACCUCCAGGACAUGUUCAUCGUCCACACCAUUGAGGAGAUUGAGGGCCUGAUCUCAGCCCACGACCAGUUCAAGUCGACGCUACCAGAUGCUGACAGGGAACGGGAGGCCAUCCUGGCCAUCCAUAAGGAAGCCCAGAGGAUUGCCGAGAGCAACCACAUCAAACUGUCAGGCAGCAACCCCUAUACCACCGUCACCCCACAGAUCAUCAACACCAAGUGGGAGAAGGUUCAGCAGCUGGUGCCCAAGCGGGACCAUGCCCUCCUGGAGGAGCAGAGCAAGCAGCAGUCCAACGAGCACCUCCGCCGCCAGUUCGCCAGCCAGGCCAACAUCGUGGGGCCCUGGAUCCAGACUAAAAUGGAGGAGAUUGGGCGCAUCUCCAUCGAGAUGAACGGGACCCUGGAGGACCAGCUGAGCCACCUGAAGCAGUACGAGCGCAGCAUCGUGGACUACAAGCCAAACCUGGACCUGCUCGAGCAGCAGCAUCAGCUCAUCCAGGAGGCCCUCAUCUUUGAUAACAAGCACACCAACUACACCAUGGAGCACAUCCGCGUGGGCUGGGAGCAGCUGCUCACCACCAUCGCGCGCACAAUCAACGAGGUGGAGAACCAGAUCCUCACCCGUGAUGCCAAGGGCAUCAGCCAGGAGCAGAUGCAGGAGUUCCGGGCCUCCUUCAACCACUUCGACAAGGACCACGGCGGGGCACUGGGGCCAGAGGAGUUCAAGGCCUGCCUCAUCAGCCUGGGCUACGACGUGGAGAAUGACCGGCAGAAGCAGACAGGCAGCAUGGACUCGGAUGACUUCAGGGCUCUGCUUAUCUCCACAGGAUACAGCCUGGGCGAUGCUGAGUUCAACCGCAUUAUGAGUGUGGUUGACCCCAACCACAGUGGCCUCGUGACCUUCCAAGCCUUCAUUGACUUCAUGUCGAGGGAGACCACUGACACAGACACGGCUGACCAGGUCAUCGCCUCCUUCAAGGUCUUGGCAGGGGACAAGAACUUCAUCACAGCCGAGGAGUUGCGGAGAGAGCUGCCCCCUGACCAGGCCGAGUACUGCAUCGCCCGCAUGGCGCCAUACCAGGGCGCUGAUGCUGUACCUGGUGCCCUCGACUACAAGUCCUUCUCUACAGCUCUGUAUGGCGAGAGCGACCUGUGAGGCCCCCACCAGAGAAGCCCUGAGCAAACACCCCCUCCCCACAGCCUCCCGGAGGGGCUGGGGAGCCCUUCUGCCUCCUGGUCCUGUUCCUCUUACUCUGUAUCUAUGCAAAGCACUCUGUCAGCCCUUUCCGGGGGUGGGGGGUGGGGGUGGGGCAGGGAGGGGCUGGGGCAGGCUCUCUCCUCCCUCUGUGUUGGUUGGCCGAGAGGUUCUCUUCCCCUCCCCUUGGAUAGGGGAAGGGAGACCUUUGGGGUCAGUGCUUCUGGUCUGGUAAAUAUAUAUGAUGUGUUGUUUUGUUUUGUUUUGUUUUAAACUAUGUGGAGGGGACAGUGCAUCCCCACAGCAAAAAGGUCCCCUUCAAGACCUAGGAAUGCCCUCCACGCCCUGUCUCUUCCUUUGCCCCUGAGGUCCCUUCAAGGCCUCCCACAUCCAGGCCAAAGCCCUAUGUGCCUUGUCCAGGAACCACCUGGGCCUUCACUGGGCCCAGCAGAGGGCGCCACAGCCACCCAAUAGGAAAGAGGACCUGCCCUGCUCCCUCAACCCCUCUUGGCUCCCCUCUUGGCAACUGCCAGAUGAGGGGGUGCGGCCCAGUGCUCCCCUUUUCUGCAACAGAGGAGUGGGGUUGGGCAUACCAGCCUCUCGCACCCCACCCCCAACCAGCCCCUGCCUUGCUUUGUCUGGACCUGUGUAUCUCUCAGAUUUUCUAAGGACCAAAAAAAAACUGAUGAAAAAAAAAAAAACCCUAUAAAAAAAAAAGAAAAACUUUCAGAGGAUUACUAUUUACUUUAUUAACUUACGGAUUUAUUAUAUAAAUAUAUAUUCACCUAGCAACAUCUUUGCCGCCUCUUGCUCCCAUAAUGAAGACACGGCCGGUUUGCGCCCUCCCAGCCCCCCUGGCUCUGUCGCCUGCCUGGUGGUGGUCUCCGGAGGCCUCCUGGGCUGGAGGGGGGCUGCUGGCCUGGCUGCCUGUUAGUCGAUGGUUUUGCUCUCUUCCUCCCCACCUUUUGUUUCAUUUUGUUUUGUUAUUCUGUUUGAUUUUUUUUUUUUUUCGGUUUCUGGAUAAACCACCCUUCCGGGGACAGGAUAAUAAAACAUGUAAUAUUUUUAAGAAGGA
Messenger RNA from Manis pentadactyla (Chinese pangolin), 4015 nucleotides. RefSeq names its product actinin alpha 4 (gene ACTN4). Lineage: Eukaryota; Metazoa; Chordata; Mammalia; Pholidota; Manidae. The transcript is spliced from 22 exons. Gene Ontology annotation, molecular function: calcium ion binding; actin filament binding. Gene Ontology annotation, biological process: actin cytoskeleton organization; muscle cell development. Gene Ontology annotation, cellular component: plasma membrane; cell junction; cortical actin cytoskeleton. Bases 100 to 2901 code for a protein of 933 amino acids. The record is from RefSeq and is a predicted model, not a curated record.